AAGGCUUGACUUUUCAGGCUCAAAGGCACAGCCUGAGAGACCUUGCCAUGAAGUUUACCAAGAAGGCUGUAGGUACUGGGAAAGCAAAUUUUCCCGUGCAGUAUGACCUGAGUGGGAGGGUGGAGGUCAUUGUGAAGGGUUCGAAGACACAAGUAAUUGGUGAUUGCGCAUUCUUCCUUUUGCGGACUUCGUGGACUAAGUUUCUUGUAUGCCUUGUCGCGGCGUACCUUAUUUUGAUUUCACUUUUUGCGCUCUUGUACCUGGCAGAAGCUGACGGCAUAUUGUGUCUAGUCAAGGAUGAGCCGUGCGACUUUUGGGACGCAUUGAACUUGUCUGUGCAUAGCAUGUCGACGAUUGGCUUUGGCUCCAUUGUCCCGCACAGUGCUCUUGCAAACACUGCAGUUGCCGUCGAGUUCUGGAUCGCAGUUCUUAUGGGGGCAGCAGCCGGUGGACUGCUCUUCUCCCGAGUCAGCACCGCCAGCAGCCGAGUUGCAUUCUCGAGCGUGGCCUUGGUGACCAACAUCCGUGGCUGCCCGACAGUCACCAUGCGCAUCGUCAAUGAACGACCGUUCAGCGCGUUGUUUGACGUGACCUGCCGCGUCAGUGCCUUGGUGAAGGACCCCAAGGCCGGGAUGCGGAUCCUGGUCCCAUGCGAGCUGGAGCGAAGCACGAAUAUGAUGUUCCGAGCGGUGUGGAACAUUUUGCACCGCUUGGACGAGAAGAGCCCACUGCAUGGCCUUGACGAGAGCAACUUCGAAGACAAGUUCCUUGCCUUUGUGGUGCAGAUUGAGGGUACCGAUCAGACCUACAUGCAGAAGGUCUUUGCCAACAAGUGCUACUACCCCACAGACUUUCGCUUCAACGAGUCCUUUGCCGACAUCAUGACGAUGGGCAUGAACACCAUCACGGUAGACUUGAACGGGCUCAGCACCACUCAAAAGGUUGCCGAACCCUCCAAGCGAUUGAGCUUUCUCAGGGCAAACACAUUUUCGCCAGAGGAGGCAAGCAAGAUGGCUACCUUCAGGGUGCAGGAAAAAGACGAGGAACUGGCGAAGGACAAGCAGGCGGAUGCAUCUACCAGAGCCAAUUCCCCCAGUGAGGAGGAAUGCCUGGACGAGGAUCGCCACAUCUUCUCCACAAUUUGAGUUUCCGUAGGUGGGUCGGGGAACGCUCCUCAACACUGCUGAGGGCCGUUUCACUUUGCUCAUGAUGACGACCUGGUGAACCAUGCGGCGACUACUAGAUUGGGCCAUGUUCAUUUAUUAAAGCGAUCAUGUAUUUGUGCGCCCGGAAGUUGGGCGAGAUGCUCACGCCUUCACUGGCCUCCUGGCUUUCUUCGAUAGCUUCCUCCGAAGGAGAGAUUGUUUUUUCUCACGAAAGCCGUGCCGUGGCCUGAUGCUGGCGCCGUAAAUCUGAUGGAUUGGUUUAGCGCGCGCUGGCCCAGGCUUCAACGCACGCACUUUUUUUUGUUGCAGCUAGUUUGGUAAUUAUUCGCUGCCCUGGCCGAAAGGCCGCAAGCGAAGCCACUUCAGGCGACUCCUAUGGGUUGCAGGUGUUGAGGCUUGGAUGCGGAGC
Messenger RNA from Effrenium voratum, 1575 nucleotides. The record is from the annotation of a GenBank genome assembly. NCBI's taxonomy places the organism in Eukaryota, Dinophyceae, Suessiales, Symbiodiniaceae.